GGCCAACGUGCCGACUGGAGCGACCAUCGGUGUGGUGGUGAAUUGUUCAUGCGGUGAUUCGUCGGUGUCAAAGGACUACGGGCUGUUCCUGACUUACCCUCUCCAGCCAGGGGAGACCCUGUCGUCGGUGGCUGCCGCUAAUGGGUUCGCUACGCAGGAGGAUUUGCUGCAGAGGUAUAACCCCCAGGCAAAUUUCAGCUCUGGGACAGGGAUCGUGUUUAUCCCUGCGAAAGAUACUAGUGGAAGUUAUCGUCCCCUUUCCUCAAGGACUGUCUGGGGGAGCUAUUGCUGGAAUUUCUAUAGCUGGAGUAGUUCUACUAAUAUUGGCUAUAUAUUUAUAUAUUCAUUUUCAAAGGAGAAAGAAGUUGAAGAAAGCCUCAUUGCUUUCAUCACCACCUGAAGCUUCCAUGUACAAGCCAGGAGUGGUUACAUCUCCAGCAGAUGGUAGUUCCCCAUUUGCAGGUAUUACUGUUGAUAAAUCAGUGGAGUUCUCUUAUGCGGAGCUUGCUGCGGCUACAGAUGAUUUUAGCCUGGCUUACAAAAUCGGAGGAGGUGGCUUUGGAGUUGUUUAUUAUGCCGAGCUUAGAGGAGAGAAAGCUGCUAUCAAGAAAAUGGAUAUGCAGGCAACUAAUGAAUUUCUUGCUGAACUGAAAGUCUUAACAAAUGUUCAUCACUUGAAUUUGGUGCGCUUGAUAGGAUAUUGUACUGAGGUUUCCUUAUUCCUUGUUUAUGAAUUCAUUGAAAAUGGCAACUUAAGUGAGCAUAUGCGAGGGUUAGGUAGAGAUCCUCUGCCAUGGGCCAUGAGGGUGCAGAUUGCCCUUGAUUCAGCCAGGGGUCUGGAGUAUGUCCAUGAGCAUACUGUUCCAGUGUAUAUACAUCGUGAUAUUAAAUCAGCAAAUAUAUUGAUAGACAAGAACUACCGUGCAAAGGUUGCAGAUUUUGGAUUAGCAAAACUCACUGAAGUAGGUGCAUCUUUGCAAACACGGCUUGUUGGCACAUUUGGCUACAUGCCUCCAGAGUAUGCACAGUAUGGUGAGAUUUCUCCUAAGGUGGACGUCUAUGCAUUUGGAGUUGUUCUGUAUGAACUUAUUUCAGCCAAAGAUGCAAUUGUAAAAACAGGCGGUUCUGUCACGGAAUCGAAGGGAUUGAUUGCUUUGUUUGAGGAGGCUUUCAGUAAACCUGAUCCCAAGGAAGAUCUGAGGAAUUUAGUUGAUCCAAGGCUCGGUCAGGACUAUCCAAUCGACUCGGUUCUUGCGAUGGCAUGGCUUGGAAAGAGCUGCACUCAAGAGAAUCCUCAGCAGAGGCCAACCAUGAGGCAAAUUGUAGUUUCCCUGAUGACACUAUCUUCAGCUACCGAAGACUGGGACAUCGGCUCCUUCUUUGACAACCAAGCUCUUGCCAGUCUCAUGUCUGGAAGAUAAUACACGCCGUCUCUCCCUAAACUGCAGUCGUCAUUUGUGAAUCUGUAAGCAUGGGACCUUUUGUAUCAUUUACCAAUAAUAAGUAACUUUAUUUUU
Messenger RNA from Musa acuminata AAA Group (dessert banana), 1517 nucleotides. RefSeq names its product chitin elicitor receptor kinase 1. The coding region runs from base 141 to 1421 and encodes 426 amino acids. The transcript has 11 exons. Lineage: Eukaryota; Viridiplantae; Streptophyta; Magnoliopsida; Zingiberales; Musaceae. The record is from RefSeq and is a predicted model, not a curated record. Gene Ontology annotation, biological process: protein phosphorylation; innate immune response. Gene Ontology annotation, molecular function: transmembrane receptor protein kinase activity; ATP binding.